UGGAUAACGCGAUGGCGAACGACGGCGCAACCACCGUCGAUCAUCACCUCGGCGAAAUCAAACGAUCAGGAGAUUCAAUCAGCUUUCUGCCUGAUGAAAUCCUCCAACAUAUCCUCUCCUUAAUUCCGACCAAAUCCGUCAUCACAACUUCCGUCCUGUCCAAACGAUGGAGGCAUGUAUGGUUCAAUACACCUUCUCUCUCCUUUGAUAGCAAUACAGUGAGUGCUGAUACGAUUAACCAAACCCUAGCUCAGUACACGGCUCGCAAGAUGGAGACUUUUCAGCUCUGUAGCAGCGUGACCGACAAUCUUCCUCACAUCGACAGGUGGGUGGAGUUUGCCACGUCCCGAAACGUGGAGAAUCUGACGCUGGAUUUGGAUUUUCGUUCGUACAACAUUCCUGACUUCUUCUACACGGUUUCUUCUGUUAAGCAACUCAGCCUUGAGUUACACUCUUCUCCUAUGAUUCCCAAAUCCUCUGUUUCUUGGACAUCACUGAAAAAGCUGUCCUUGCGUUCUUGUAAGCUCUCUGAUGAAUCCGCUGCUAGGAUUCUAUCGGGUUGUCCGAUUAUCGAGAGCUUAACUUUGCAUCUCUGCGACCAACUUAGGGUUCUUGAUCUCAGCAAAUCACAGCGGCUGAGAACAUUAAAAAUAGAUGGGAUUCUAGGGCCAAUACAGAUUGUGGCCCCACAUAUCCAUUAUCUCAGUUUGACAAACUUUAGGUUAUCAUGUACUUUAGUUGAUGUCUCCUCGUUAACCGAAGCUAAACUAAACAUUAAUGUUGGCUUUUGCCCGUUUGAAGAACUGAAAGCAACGUUGCAAGAGAUGCUAGAGAAGGUUCAUAACGUAGAUAAGCUUACUUUUGGAAAAAAACUUUCUUCAGUCUAUAUGUUAAAUGCUCAACAGAUGUAUUGGUUAUCUCUUGUCGUCAAGGUCCAACGAGGUGCAACUUUUCCGGGCAUCAAGGUCAAAGAUUUGACGCUUGAGACAAGAAUCUCUCCACAUGUAGUUCCUGGCAUAAACAGGCUGCUACAAGGCUCACCUGAACUAAAGAAGCUAACAGUACACGUAACGGAAUCUGGCACUGUACCGUUACCGAAGAAGAUAUCGGACAUUGUCUACCGAAAGCAUGUAAACUAUUUCAUGGAACAAAUACUUAAAAAGCACGAAGACAUUGGAGAAGAUGAUUGUAAGGGUCUUGAAGAAUUGCUUUGUCAGAUGGUUCCAGUGCUUUCCCACAAGCACAAUGUCUCCAUUGUUCUUAGCUCAAUCAAACCGGAUCCAUUCGAACCGGGGGCGGGUACGGCUUCUUCUCGGACAACACGUGUAAAUUUAAGGCAGAAAAAACCUCCCGGAAAGGUCCCAAAAAGGCUGUGGACCACGGUUCGUGGGCGUACGUCAUCU
Messenger RNA from Thlaspi arvense, 1403 nucleotides. NCBI's taxonomy places the organism in Eukaryota, Viridiplantae, Streptophyta, Magnoliopsida, Brassicales, Brassicaceae. The record is from the annotation of a GenBank genome assembly.